AUGUUUAUUCGCAUUGGAGUGCACCGGGUGACCGAUCGUGACGGAAGUCUUAUGCAAGCGGGCGAAUAUACGAACAUCGGUGCUCUCGGACGUUGUGAUAGCGGAGACGCGAUGAAGCAGGCGACGAUACUUCAAUUCGUCAACGACAACCGACUAACGACGUCUUCGCGAGCGAGAUUGGUCUCCUGUCCCGCGUGCGACGCGGAAGUGGCGCUCUCGAAGAUAAACGCGCAUCUCGACGAAGGUUGCCGACCUACCGACCGCUGGAAACCGUCGCCGGCGUCCGAAGCGGAGGUCAGAAGUGGUCCGAAGAGGUCUGAAGAGGUCCGAAGAGAGUUAGCCGCUACCAAGGAACGUCCGAGGACGUCCGAAGCGGAGGUUGGAAGUCCGAAGCGGUCCGAAGAGGUCAGAAGAGAGUUGGCCGCUAUCAAGGAACGUCCGAGCACCUCCGAAGGGCCAGCGUUAGCUGCCACCUCGCUCGACGUCCAGCGGACGGAACCUGCGUCGGAACAACGCAGUCCAGAUUGGAACGCGGCGUCGCAGCGGAAGCGACGCCGGCGUUCCCGCGACGACGGGCGACGUUCGAAGCGGAAGAAGAUCGAAGAUUCUGAGCGGAUCGCGGGAUCGUCGGACGAGACUCGGCGAGGUCGGGCAGCGACGUCGGAUUUCGCGCGCCGCCCGAGCGGAUGCCAGGGGGCGCCGCCGUCGCCGCGCGCUCGGGAAAACGCGGACGGAGGAUUCGCGAACGGACGAGGAGGAGCUUCGGUCGCGAACGGAGUCCGCGAGGAAAAGGAAACGAGAAAAAAGCGUGGCGCGCUUUCGCGCGGCGUCCCGAGGCGACGCCCGGCAGAUGCAUCCGGCGGGACGGAUGCUGUCGUCGCCGCGGCGACCGAUCCCCUGCGCGUCGGCGUUGCCGAGCGAAACGAUCCGUACCGAAGACGAGGUCUCGUUAACGACCGCCUCGUUAAAUUCUCUGAGGGUACCGGACACGUACCUCCAGCUGCUUCCGACGCGAAAGACACGCCAGAUGGCGCUAGUGGGCUAGAUGUAAAAGACGCACUAGAUGGUGCCAACAGGCUCGAUGUAAAAGACGCACUAGAUGGCGCUAGCGGGCUCAGCGCAGAGUCGGUAUCGGUCGGCGAGGGGGCGCCGGGAGAGAGAGAGGACGAUGCGGCAGAGCGUGUGCCGUACUACUUGAAUAAUUUUGUGUUCGUGAUGAAAUCCGUGCUCUCUAAUGCGGAGGAUCGUUCGUUGCUAGAUGAUGCAGACAUGCAAGUAGUGGAAAACUUCUUCCAGUUAUCAGAUGCUGCUAAACAGUUGUAUGUAAGACUCUUUCAAAGAAAGCACUGCUGGUUGCCGGUGUCCAGACUGCGCUAUCCGUUGAUUGCUGAGGACCUCUGCCCAGUGGUGGACGAACUGGCUUCAUCAGGAUUUCUACUCACUGGUGACCACCUCAAAGAUGUGAGAAUGGUGUUGGAGUUACUCUCUGGUCCUGAUGUGCGCAGCCUAGCCAAGGAUCUUCGUGUUAUGGGAAACAAGUCUAAGAAAUCUGAUCUCACGCAAUGUGUACUUGACUAUGCUUCCAAACAACGAUCCAUAUUUGGCAAAUCGAUGCACGGAGUAGUGUUGAAAAAAGCGAGGAAGAUGCUGGGAGCGUGCUGCGUGGUCGAUGAGAAGCCGAGAGUCACGCUGCUGCGUCUGCUGCUGCUCUUCUCCCUAACGAUGAUCACACUCGACGAUGAGGAUGCUGGGAUGGGGCAGCUGUAUUCACUACUGAUGGUCAACAUGGGAAAGAUAUCUUAUCCGUCUUACGCGAUAUCGAGGACUGCAAAGAUCUUUCCGGAGCGAGACAGUUUGAUACGGUUCCAGUCGAUUCUAUGCAUGGCAACCGAGUUGACGAAACAUCUACAGAACAACGCGUUCGAGUCGGGACUGCAAGCGUAUCUGAACGCCAAGGAACAGUUUCGAGAAUCUUAUACGAACGAGUCGAUCAUCGCGUAUGAUAUCGCCUUGCCUGUCUGGUUGAGAGAUUUCACGGCGAAUUCCAUCUACACAAAACUAUUGUACAUGGGAGUGGAACUGUUGCAAAAGAUGCGUGACUACAAAGACGUACGCACGGGACACAGGCUCUCGCUGUACUUGCGCGCCGUCAAGAUUUGCAAGUCUUUGCGAAACAAGAAACUGGAGCAUCGGAUGGAGGAAGUGACGCCUGUGCCGUGUCAGGAACCGCCCAAGGUACCGCCGAAUUAUCGGCAUUAUAGCUUCUCAGUUGUCUGA
Priapulus caudatus is the source of this 2277-nucleotide messenger RNA. RefSeq names its product fanconi-associated nuclease 1-like. The record is from RefSeq and is a predicted model, not a curated record. Lineage: Eukaryota; Metazoa; Priapulida; Priapulimorpha; Priapulimorphida; Priapulidae. Gene Ontology annotation, cellular component: nucleus. Gene Ontology annotation, biological process: interstrand cross-link repair. The coding region runs from base 1 to 2277 and encodes 758 amino acids. Gene Ontology annotation, molecular function: 5'-3' exonuclease activity; flap-structured DNA binding; 5'-flap endonuclease activity. The transcript has 9 exons.